GCGAGAACAGCGGGUUAAAUACCACAUUUUACUUUACACAGGGAACACACACGCGCACGCACGCGCACGGAGAAUCGACGCGCUGGAGUCCACGGGUUCUGAGCAGGAAUGGUGGAUUGUUUGUUGGUGAAUGAAGAAACAUUCCUCCCAUACGGUUCUUCCUUGCCAGGCCACGUGUCAGACAUGGUGAGGGACGAGCGAGUCUACCAGGUGCUUUCCUCUCAGUUCUCUGAUGACGAGCUGAGUGACAAUUCCAGCUUACGUUCCUGCUCCAGCCCUGAGUCUCAGCUCCUGGGCUCCAGGUGCAGCAGUAACAGCAGUUCAAGUGGUGAGAACCAAGAUGGCUUUCUGGAAUUCCUUCUCUCUCAGAGCCAACCAUCUUCUACCCCAGUGUUAACUUCUGCCAUGGUUCCUCCUGUCCUCCCUAUGGAACUGGCCUGGGAGUCUCGCAGAGAUCGGACCACCAAAGAGGGAUGCUUUGAUUUUCCUGUAUUUCCUGGAGAUCUGGAGGAACAUGCAGGACUUCUCUUUCAGCCCACACUGGAGGAGAUUGAGGAAUUUCUAGAGGAGAACAUGGAGGUUGUAGCGUUAGAGGAGAAAGCUGAAACAACUCAAGACACCUCAGAAAUGAAGACACAAGACCAAACAGUGCCUGAUUCCAGUAUGAUGUUAAUGAACAAGCUGAAGCACAAAAAUGUCCAGUCUUCUGAAGGACUCAUUAAAACUUCUCAUACUGCAGUGAUGAAGGAAUCAUUCUCUGGGAAGAAGUUGGCAGUAGAGAGCCCAGGGAUACCAGUGUUUCUGAAGACCCAGCCCGUUUCCAUCAAACUGGAACCAAAUCUAACAACCACGUCGCAGUUGCCACCGGCGACCACAGACAUCAAAAUAACCCAGCUGCUCGUCAACAUCCAGGGCCAGACAUUUGCUCUGGUUCCUCAGGUAGUUCCACCAGCAAGCCUCAGCAGCGCUUCUAAAUUUGUCCGCAUUGCUCCUGUCCCCAUUGCAGCCAAACCUUCAGGACCUACUGAGAAUUCGGCUGGAGGAACUCAGGGAACAGGACUCCUAAUCGGUAGUCAGAAAUUCCAGAAGAGCUCCGUCGCUGAUCUAAUUAAAAUGCACAAGUGCACUUUCCCAGGCUGUGCAAAGAUGUACACUAAGAGCAGUCACCUGAAGGCUCACCUGAGAAGACACACGGGGGAGAAACCGUUCGCCUGCACGUGGCCAGGAUGCUCCUGGAGGUUCUCAAGGUCAGACGAGUUGUCCCGUCACAGACGCUCACACUCUGGCGUGAAACCGUAUCAGUGUCACGUCUGUGAGAAGAAAUUCGCCCGCAGUGAUCACCUGUCCAAACACGUCAAAGUCCACCGCUUUCCACGAAACAGCAGGACGACACGCUCUACACACUGACCUCACAUAACACUGUCUCUCUCUCACACACACACACACACACACACACACACACAGGUGCUAUUUAUUGGUGGAAAACUGUAGCUAGAAAUUUGACAGGUUUUAUCCUGGUCUCUGUAGAGAGGAUUUGGUUUGAUGAGUUUCUUGGUUUCUUGGGUUUUCAGUGAGAAUCACGUCGCGCUUUAUGGACGAAAUAUUUGUAUCUCUGAGGCGUGACUCAGUGUUGAUGUUUCUGCCUGAAGUAUCUCUGAUGGUUAUAAUGCGUGAUAACACUCGCCAUGCUGGAACUCCGGAAAACCGAAAACACAAGUUCCUUGCAGCCGCUGAUCCGAAUCAGGACUACGGCAUUAUACACUACAUGAUCACGCUUUAACACCAGACACUCGCCUCACAACAAGGUAAAGGGUGCCAAAACUUUAAUCUCAAGUGUAAGUACAGUUUGAGAAAUGAGAGAAUUGAUGAGAUGAAGGUGGUAGGAAUCACUGAGCCAAUCGGACGAGCUUCAAUCACAAGCUCCGCCUACAUUCAGCUCACAUCCUCAGUUAUGGUACAGAAUCAUUACUGAGAGAAAACUGCACUGUGGGAUUUUGGGUAAUGAAGCCAGUUGAAAUGUUUAGUGUUAAAGUGUGGUUAAAUUCUGCUGCUUUUUUUGGAGGAGAGGAGUUCUAAACUCGUUCCAAACCUGCUAUAAACCCGUUCUUAACCCACUAUAAACCUAUUCUAAACACCUAUAAACCCGAUAUAAACCUGAUAUGAACCCGUUCUAAACUCAUAUUGAACCCAUUAUAACCCACUAUGCACCUGUUCUAAGCCUGUUCUAAGCCAGAAAACAGGAUGAAACCUGAAGAACCACGCACAGGAAUCACAGCUGGCCAGGAUGCAGCUGUUGUUCUGAUCAGUAUUAAAUAUUAAUGUUAGAUUUUGUUUAUAUUGUUUUUGUGAAAAUGUGAUGAGUUUUCACAUCUUUAUGUUCUUAAUCAGGGCCAAUGUAGAA
Silurus meridionalis is the source of this 2401-nucleotide messenger RNA. RefSeq names its product Kruppel-like factor 15 (gene klf15). The transcript has 3 exons. Gene Ontology annotation, biological process: regulation of transcription by RNA polymerase II. The record is from RefSeq and is a predicted model, not a curated record. Lineage: Eukaryota; Metazoa; Chordata; Actinopteri; Siluriformes; Siluridae. Gene Ontology annotation, molecular function: RNA polymerase II cis-regulatory region sequence-specific DNA binding; DNA-binding transcription factor activity, RNA polymerase II-specific. Bases 109 to 1407 code for a protein of 432 amino acids.